Messenger RNA from Neofelis nebulosa (Clouded leopard), 3440 nucleotides. RefSeq names its product CTD phosphatase subunit 1 (gene CTDP1). The transcript has 13 exons. Bases 358 to 3219 code for a protein of 953 amino acids. Gene Ontology annotation, molecular function: RNA polymerase II CTD heptapeptide repeat phosphatase activity. Lineage: Eukaryota; Metazoa; Chordata; Mammalia; Carnivora; Felidae. The record is from RefSeq and is a predicted model, not a curated record. Gene Ontology annotation, cellular component: nucleus.
GGGGCACAUGGGGCGAGGCCACGCUGUUCCCGCCGGGCCGGGCCAACAACAUGUUUCGGCCCCGGACGCGGCAGGCAUCCGCGGCCGGCGCAGCCGCUUCUCCGGGCUGCGCGUAGGCGUGUGUUUACACACGGGCCCCGCGGCGCACGCACGUAGCGUCACGCGACGUCAGACGCUGUCCCGGAAGUUGGCGCGGGCCGGGCGGCGGGUGGAAGCCGGUGCCGGAGCGCGAAUUGCAGCGCCGUCGCCUUCACUGCCUGGGCCGGGGUCGCCGGCCCGCUCGCCCGUCCGCGAUGGGGACCGGGCCCUGAGCGCCCCGCCCGGCCUCCCUUUCCACAGCGACCCCGCCCGGCCGCGAUGGAGGCGCCUUCAGCGGGCCCUCUUCCCGCCGAGGGCGGCCCGCCUGUGGCCGUGGCCGAGGUGCGCUGCCCGGGCCCCGGGCCGCUGCGCCUGCUCGAGUGGAAGGUGGCGGCGGGCGCGGCCGUGCGUAUCGGCUCCGUGCUGGCCGUGUGUGAGGCCGCCGCUUCCGCGCCGCCCGCCGGUCCCGCCCCUGCCCGCGCUGGCUCCGGGGGCUGUGUGCGAGCCGAGCGAAGGCUGAGGUCCGAGCGCGCCGGCGUGGUGCGGGAGCUGUGCGCGCAGCCGGGCCAGGUGGUGGCCCCUGGGACCGUCCUGGUGCGGUUGGAAGGCUGCAGCCACCCGGUUGUCAUGAAAGGCUUGUGUGCCGAGUGUGGCCAAGACCUGACCCAGUUGCAGAGUAAGAACGGGCAGCAGCAGGUGCCUCUGUCCACGGCCACAGUGUCCAUGGUGCACAGUGUCCCAGAGCUGAUGGUGAGCUCCGAGCAAGCCAAGGAGCUGGGAAGGCAAGACCAGCAGCGGCUACAUCGAAACAGAAAGCUGGUGCUCAUGGUCGACUUGGACCAGACGCUGAUCCACACGACAGAACAGCAUUGCCAGCAGAUGUCAAACAAAGGUAUCUUUCACUUCCAGCUGGGCCGCGGCGAGCCGAUGCUGCACACGCGUGUUCGUCCGCACUGCAGGGAGUUCCUGGAGAAGAUCGCCAGGCUGUACGAGCUACACGUCUUCACGUUUGGGAGCCGGCUGUACGCUCACACCAUCGCAGGCUUUUUAGACCCUGAGAAGAAGCUUUUUUCUCAUCGAAUAUUAUCGAGGGAUGAAUGUAUUGACCCAUUUUCUAAAACAGGAAACCUUAGAAAUCUCUUUCCCUGUGGAGACUCAAUGGUGUGCAUUAUUGAUGACCGGGAAGAUGUCUGGAAGUUUGCCCCCAACCUGAUAACCGUGAAGAAAUAUGUCUACUUCCAGGGCACAGGGGACAUCAAUGCUCCCUCUGGGUCACGGGAGUCCCAGGCGAGGAGGAGAGUGACUCAGUCUUCUAAAGCUGCCGACGUCGCGGAACACACUCCGUCCGUCAGGGAGACUGAGGAGGGACGGCAAAUCCCUGGGGUCGAGCAAAGUAACGGCCUUGGGAAACCCACGAGGGAGCUCAACGGGGGUGUCUCCCCACGGGGGGGCUGGCCCCUGCCUGGGCAGGAGGAGGACAGAGGCGCCCGGCCCGCCACCCAUGGCCCCUUGGCUGAUGGCAGGGGACCCCCAGCAUGUGCUCAGCCACAUGGUCGGACAUCGCUGGAAAAGCGGCCCGCUCAGGGCACGGCAGGUGGUGACCUGGACUUUGACCUUUCCAGUGACAGCGAGUCGGACGCCCAGUCAUCCUCUGAAGGCGAAAGUGGGGAGAGGAAGGGCCUGGAAAGGCCUCAGGGCUCACGAGAUGCAGGGAAAGUGGCGCAGCGGGGAGGCCCUCUUGGUCCGGGAGGGGAGAGGCCUGCAGGAGCCAGUCCGUGUGGAGAGUCUGCCCCGGGCGAGCAUCUGGAUGCGCAGGACGAGGACGAGCGGGACGGCCUCUGCGGACUGGGCGGGGGCUCUGCGGACAGGAAGGAGGCCGAGACCGAAUCGCAGAACAGCGAGCAGUCGGGCAUCACGGCAGGCGAGUCCCUGGACCAGAGUGUGGAGGAGGAGGAGGAGGAGGAGGACACGGAUGAGGACGACCACCUGGUCUACCUGGAGGAGAUCCUCGCUCGGGUGCACUCUGAUUACUACGCCAAGUACGACCGCUACCUCCGCGGGGACAGCCAGGAACCCCCCGACAUACGCAAGAUUGUCCCUGAGCUCAAGAGCAGGGUGCUGGCAGACGUGGCCAUAAUAUUUAGCGGGCUGCACCCCACAAACUUCCCCAUCGAGAAGACGCGGGAGCAUUACCACGCCACAGCCCUUGGAGCCAAGAUCCUCACUCAGCUGGUGCUUGACCCCGACGACCCUGACAGGGCCACCCACCUAAUCGCUGCGAGGGCAGGCACAGAGAAGGUGCGCCAGGCCCAGGAAUGCGGGCAACUGCACGUGGUCAACCCCGACUGGCUGUGGAGCUGCCUGGAGCGCUGGGACAGAGUGGAGGAGCAGCUGUUCCCGCUCAGGGCCGACUACGGCCGGGCCCAGAGGGAGGACGGCCCCGCAGCCUUUCCCGACAGGCAGGGUGCACUUCCGACUGCCUUGUUCCACCCGACGCCCGUCCACCCCAGGGCCCAGUCUGGGCCGGAAGUUCGCAUCUACGAUGCCAACACGGGCAAGCUCAUCCGGAAAGGUGCUGUGGGCCCCGGGCCCCCCAGCUCCCUGGCGGUCCACACGGAACACUCCUCCUUCAGAGUGGUUCAGCCGCCACCACAGAUGCUCGCUCAGGAGCUGCCGGACACCCGACGCGGAGAGCGGCCCGGCCCCGGCGGGAGGAAGCGACAGCCCAGCAUGUCAGAGACCAUGCCGCUGUACACGCUGUGUAAGGAGGACUUAGAGAGUAUGGACAAAGAGGUGGAUGACAUCCUAGGAGAGGGCAGUGAUGACAGCGACAGCGAGAAGAGGAGGCCGGAGGAGGAGGGGCCGCGGGAGCGGCCACUGCCCCGGGAGCCCCGGGCCACGCUCGAGGCCGCAGCAUCCAGCGAGAGGAGCACAGCAGACGGCCGGGGGCCCAGGAAGGGUGAGACCAGCCUUAGCACACCGCACUGCCACCUGGGCACUGACCGUCUUUCCCUGGUCUUGAGCCACGCACUGGGCUCCGUGGGAACACCCCGCACGACCACCCGAGUGGGGCUCAUCUGUGUUCUCUCGCUCCCUCUGUUAGUUCCCUGCAAGACGACCCUGUUGCGGGAGAGCCCUUGAUCUGCAGGACGGGUGCACCGUGUCUCUGACGUACCCGGCACCUGCGUGGGGUCGUGUGUGGUCCAGCCCCGCAGGAAUGUGGCUGUGCGGUCUCCUCGGCCACCGAUGGGAGCGACAACACCCACCUCACGGAUUUGGUGGAAAAGAGGGCUCGUGUCACCCCAUGCCAGCACUCCGCGUCAUCGGGAGGUGUCUGAGCACGAGGACGUUGCCGCAGUGAG